This is a messenger RNA of Portunus trituberculatus (swimming crab), 671 nucleotides long. RefSeq names its product transcription factor Sox-17-alpha-like. Lineage: Eukaryota; Metazoa; Arthropoda; Malacostraca; Decapoda; Portunidae. The record is from RefSeq and is a predicted model, not a curated record. The transcript has 4 exons. Bases 145 to 534 code for a protein of 129 amino acids.
UAUCACACCCUCCUCCUCCUCCUCCUCCUCCUCCUACCACACAGUUUACCACCACCACCACCACCACCACCCACUACCACUGAUGCCCCUUACAAUAUACAAGAUGGAAGGUUGUACAGACCCAGGAAUGCUGUGAAGCGUCCAAUGAACAAAUACCUGCUGUUUUUCCAAGACUGUCUGCAGCGGGUGAGGCAGGAACACCCCACAGACUCCUAUCCAGCCCUCACCCAGCGUGUUGCCGCCCUCUGGAACGCCCUGCCCCCCGCCCAGAAGCAGGAGUGGGAGAAGAGAGCACAGGACAUUCACCAACAGCACCAGGCAGAUCACCCAGGCUACACGUACAACCCCCGCGAGGCAGCACAGCGCCACCGGGAGUACCAGCAUAUGAGGGAAGAGCGGAGGGGCCUGUACCGAGCUGCCCCGUCCCCUGGCACACCUCGCGGCCUGGCUGGGGAGAAGAGGCGGGGUGGAAGGGCUGGGAGAAACUGGAGGCCUCUUGCGCUGUCUGAGUGGCAUUUCAUAGGUGGACGCUAGGUCUGUGAGGGAGUCAGAGUGCGUGUCCCCCCAGCAGCGCCAGCAGAGACAGCAGCAGCAUGAACUCAGAAGAACUCUCAGCUCUCGGUACAGCAGCUUGUGACUGAGCCCGUAGAUCAAAGGGUUCAUCAUGCAGG